CAUUGAUAGGUGACACUGACUGCUGGCACUGAUAGGUGACACUGAAAGGCAGCUUAGAUGGGCACUGAUAUGUGGCAUUGAUGUGCACUGGUAGGCACUGAUAUGUGGCAUUGAUGUAGCACUGAUGGGCACUGGCAGGUGACAUUGAUGAGCGCUGACAACUGGCACUGAUGGACUCUGACAGGUGGCACUGCUGGGGCUACACAGAUCAUCAGGGGACACUGAUCAUCAUUGCCCUGAUGAUCACUGUCAGUGUGACAGCUCGUGAGAAGAGAAAUGCCGAUAACUGGCAUUUCCCUAUUUAUAUGCGAUCAGCUGUGAUUGGUGAUCUG
Molecule: messenger RNA, 332 nt
Organism: Staurois parvus
Lineage: Eukaryota; Metazoa; Chordata; Amphibia; Anura; Ranidae
Source: the annotation of a GenBank genome assembly